UUUGCAACUAAAAAUUGAAGUAAAAACAAGCGGGAAAAAAGAAGAAGAAAGUAACGCAUUUUCAAAAAGCAUUUAUUUGAAUUAAAAAAAAAGUUGUGAAAAAACAAUUAACUGAAACACACAGACAACAAAUUUAGAAACAAAAUGGUGGCAAUUGGUAUUGACUUGGGCACAACCUAUUCCUGUGUUGGUGUCUUCCAGCACGGCAAAGUAGAAAUUAUUGCCAAUGACCAGGGCAAUCGCACAACACCCAGUUAUGUGGCCUUCAACGAUUCGGAACGUUUGAUUGGAGAUGCAGCCAAAAAUCAGGUGGCCAUGAAUCCCAGCAACACCGUGUUCGAUGCAAAGCGUUUGAUUGGUCGCAAAUUUGAAGAUCCCAAAAUACAAGAUGACAUGAAACACUGGCCCUUCAAGGUGGUCAAUGAUUGUGGCAAACCCAAAAUCAGUGUGGAGUUCAAGGGCGAACAGAAGCGGUUUGCUCCCGAGGAAAUAAGCUCUAUGGUUUUGACAAAGAUGAAGGAAACGGCUGAGGCAUUUUUGGGUAAUACAGUAAGGGAUGCUGUCAUCACAGUGCCGGCCUAUUUCAAUGAUUCCCAGAGGCAGGCCACCAAAGAUGCUGGAGCCAUUGCGGGGCUUAAUGUUUUGCGUAUAAUCAAUGAACCCACCGCAGCCGCCUUGGCAUAUGGCCUCGACAAGAACCUGAAAGGAGAACGCAAUGUAUUGAUAUUCGAUUUGGGUGGUGGCACCUUUGAUGUAUCGAUUCUAACCAUUGAUGAGGGCUCCUUGUUUGAGGUACGAGCCACAGCUGGUGAUACCCAUUUGGGUGGUGAAGAUUUUGACAAUCGUUUGGUCAACUAUUUGGCUGAUGAAUUCAAAAGGAAAUACAAAAAGGACAUGAGAACAAAUCCAAGGGCCUUGAGGCGUCUACGUUCAGCAGCGGAGAGGGCCAAACGCACUCUAUCGUCCAGCACUGAGGCCACCAUUGAAGUGGAUGCCCUGUUUGAGGGCAUUGAUUUCUAUACAAAGGUGAGUCGGGCCCGCUUUGAGGAAUUGUGUGCCGACUUGUUCCGCAACACCCUGCAGCCGGUGGAAAAGGCUCUCAACGAUGCAAAAAUGGACAAGAAUCAAAUCCAUGAUAUUGUUCUGGUGGGUGGUUCAACACGCAUACCAAAGGUCCAGAAUUUGUUGCAACAAUUCUUCUGUGGCAAGACAUUGAAUUUGUCCAUCAACCCCGAUGAGGCUGUGGCCUAUGGUGCUGCCAUCCAAGCGGCCAUAUUGAGUGGUGACAAGAGCAGUGCCAUACAAGAUGUCUUACUCGUGGAUGUGGCUCCUCUCUCGUUGGGCAUUGAGACGGCUGGUGGUGUUAUGACCAAGUUAAUUGAACGCAACACCAGGAUUCCCUGCAAGCAGACCAAAACCUUUACCACAUAUGCCGACAAUCAACCGGCUGUAACCAUUCAGGUCUUUGAGGGUGAACGUGCCAUGACCAAGGACAACAAUCUUUUGGGUACCUUCAAUUUGACCAGCAUUCCACCGGCUCCACGUGGUGUGCCCAAGGUAGAUGUUACCUUUGACUUGGAUGCUAAUGGCAUAUUAAACGUCACCGCCAAGGAGAUGAGCACUGGAAAUGCGAAGAAUAUUGUCAUCAAGAACGACAAGGGACGCCUGUCACAAGCCGAAAUAGAUCGCAUGGUUAAUGAGGCCGAGAAAUAUGCUGCCGAAGAUGAGAAACAUCGCCAACGUGUUGAGGCCCGUUACAAAUUGGAAUCGUAUGUUUUCAGUGUCAAACAAACACUGGAAGAUGCUGGCGACAAGAUUCCCCAAUCCGACAAGGAUCGUCUGAUGGAAAAGUGUAAUGACACCAUAAAAUGGCUGGAUAACAAUACCAUGGCUGAAAAGGAGGAAUUUGAAUAUAAAAUGGAAGAGCUGAGUAAGAUUUGUUCACCUGUUAUGACGCGUAUGCAUCAGCAGGCAAACGGUGGUGGCAGCGGCGGUUCCAGUCAUGCCAACGGUUAUGGUGGAGGUCAUUCAGGACCCACCGUAGAGGAAGUUGAUUAAAUUGCCAAGGGAGGAUGAUAACCAAAGCUUUAUUCUUAAGCAUAGCUUUAGCAAACAUUCCUGAAGUUCAAUUGCUUUAACAGUUUACGAAGUAUCUCAUAGAGUAUUGUAAACGAUCCAAACAUGCACAUGUACUUAUAUUAAGU
Messenger RNA from Musca domestica (house fly), 2204 nucleotides. Its product is annotated as major heat shock 70 kDa protein Ab-like. The transcript has a single exon. The record is from RefSeq and is a predicted model, not a curated record. Lineage: Eukaryota; Metazoa; Arthropoda; Insecta; Diptera; Muscidae. Gene Ontology annotation, biological process: cellular response to unfolded protein; protein refolding. Gene Ontology annotation, cellular component: cytoplasm. Bases 145 to 2058 code for a protein of 637 amino acids. Gene Ontology annotation, molecular function: ATP hydrolysis activity; ATP-dependent protein folding chaperone; heat shock protein binding.